Messenger RNA from Trypanosoma conorhini, 2415 nucleotides. RefSeq lists its product as uncharacterized. NCBI's taxonomy places the organism in Eukaryota, Euglenozoa, Kinetoplastea, Trypanosomatida, Trypanosomatidae. The record is from RefSeq and is a predicted model, not a curated record. Gene Ontology annotation, biological process: signal transduction. The coding region runs from base 1 to 2415 and encodes 804 amino acids. The transcript has a single exon.
AUGUCCGAGGCAGCAAAUGCCACUCAUGAGAUUGCCGAUACGACGGCGGCGUGUGUUCGGCGAAUCUCCGCCGCGCUGAAGCAGCUCGAGGAUGCUGGUCUGCAGUACGACCCCACGGCCCCGAUGACCGCGGACGCGGUGGAGCAUGUCCUCAUCACGGAUCAAUGGCGCUGCAGGAAGUGCGGCUUGACCGAAUUUCGCACGUGCCCCGAGACAGGCAACCCCCACCGGCGACGACUGGUGUGGGUGGCGCAGGACGUCCUGCGACUCAUUGGUUCCAAAACGGGGCAAGUUGUCGUGCGGCCGCCAAAAUUGUCGGCGAGCAUGAAUGGACGGUCACGACUUCGUAGUCUGCGACGUGUCCCCAUGAAUCCACAAGCACUUCUUCUUGCUUACUACUACGCGGUGCUGCCGAGCAACGAGGUAGACCCGCUUAUCUCUGAGUGCGCCCAGCAGUUGGUGGAGCUAUUAGAGCAGUUAAAGGCGAUUGGGGCGCAGUCGAGUGUUGAUGAGCAUUAUGCCACCGCCCUUCUCUCUUCCACGUCACUUAUGUGGCAGGAGUACAGCAAAAAAUUUGCACAAGAUCUCUCCUCGCUUAGGGGCGCUGACCGCCGCGCGUGCCAGGAGGUGAUCGUGAAUGGAACGAAGGAGGCCUAUUUGGCGGCGACGCGCGAGCUGCAAAAGGCCCCUUCCAACGAAGAGCUUCAGACCUUUCUGGGUGUGCUACAUGAUCGCUUGUCACGUCUGACUUCGCGGGACGACAUGAGCAGGAUGGAGGCCUCCAUAUUGGAAGAAAAACAAGAACGCGAGGAGCCUCAGGAAGGGCGGCGACAUAAAAGCAACGCGGAUGAGAAGUCGAAGGAGGAGGGGCAAACGACUGGCAACGCCGCGUCUGGCAAAGUGCCACUCACAGCGGCAACCUUGCUCUCUGACGCGAACACGAGCGGAUCUGAGGCAGAGGCACCCCCGCCUGUUAUGAUGGGGCCGGAGCUACCGCCAGAUUGGUACGUGGACGAGCACGGCCGUUCUCGGCCGCUGUUGCCCGAGUCCGUCCGCAGACGUCGCGAGAAGUAUGUUAAGUUGGAAUUUCGUGCCAUAAAGGCAUACGAAACAUGCAUUACUGUGCCCGAGACGAAGAGUGAUUCAGUAAAAGAGCAACUGAUUUCCUCCAUGAACGAGGCGCAGUUGGCCCUGCUUGCGGAACAGUGCAACUGUCAUCCUCCUGAUCUUCAAAACGUUCCGCGGUUUUUGAAACUUAUUAUUGACGGACUUUUAAAUGCUCUUCCGCGACGUCUCCGCUCCCAGGCAGAGCAGGAGGUGCGAGAUGUGCUGGAUUGGAGGAUCGUGCGGCGUUCCGUGAUGGGAAGCCCAGGAAAUAUUGCGACGCUUAUGCGCUACGUGAUGAGGAAGGUCGCGGAGUACGGUGCCCCAGCCAGGGCGGAGGAGACUCUUAAACUUGCGGAGGAUAUGAGCAAAGACCUUGAGGCGUGCACCCCAGACCUCGGUACGGCAGUGGCCAAUGCGUUCCGCCUCAUGUUUUCUUCUAUACGCCAGUUACAUGAUGAUAUUGCGCAAUAUUCAUUGUUGGUUAUAUCCCAACAGUUGCGAGAGAAUGCCGUACCGUAUAUAAGGGAAUUUAUUUCCGAAUGUUUGCCAAAAGUGGAUCAGUGGGAGAGUUCACUGGUUUUUGUCCGGCGUUACUUCAAUGAUGAACGUGUAACGACUUGGGCGAAUUCACCCGUCGCCGUUUCGGCGACUGCCUUAACAUUGGCGGAGCGGCAGCUUCGAGGGAGCCUGCUCUAUGGCUUCUUGGACCUACUGCGGAGCAGUGGCCUUCAAGUGAAUGAUCGGUGGCAUGACUACCCAACCGAAUGUUUUUAUUUUGAAAAGAAGAUUGUCUUUUUUGCCGCCAACACGGUGCAGGAGAACAGUUUGCUGCUGCUUUUAUCAGGCAGUGUCGCAACGGUGCUUCGUGGUAAGGGGGUUGACUCAAGGGUCGUAAACGAUAUUUUGAAGCAACUACACGACAAAUUUCGGCUGCUCUUUGCUGACGAGCUCACCUUGCCCCACUUGAAGACCUCCGUGACAGGUUUGGUCGACGAGGCGCUGGCGCAGAGGAAGACACUCCCUGCAUUGAGUGAAAACGAAAUCACCCAACUGCACGGAACUGUUGAAAAGAUGACAAACACGACUGGAAGCCUUUACGUGGUUUUUGAGAAGCGAAUUCUCUCCUUCAUUGAGGCCGUUUUGGCGCGCGGCCAAAGUGACCCACCUCCAUUGGGUCUCGUAACGGAUUCGCUGCGUCGCCUGGCGGCCCUGCUGCAGCGUGUGCUUGUCUUCAAUUGGGAAGUCUACCAGCCAUUCUAUAAGGAGAUGCUUUUGCUCGUUGCGCAAGGGGAGUCUGUUGGCCCGUGA